Astyanax mexicanus (Mexican tetra) is the source of this 5132-nucleotide messenger RNA. Its product is annotated as phosphatidylcholine transfer protein. The transcript has 6 exons. The record is from RefSeq and is a predicted model, not a curated record. Gene Ontology annotation, molecular function: phosphatidylcholine binding; phosphatidylcholine intramembrane carrier activity. Lineage: Eukaryota; Metazoa; Chordata; Actinopteri; Characiformes; Acestrorhamphidae. The coding region runs from base 22 to 666 and encodes 214 amino acids.
CUGCGCUGCAGUUCUGAAAACAUGGCUGUGCAGUUCAGCGAGCAGGAGUUUGAGGAGGCGUGGAGGGAACUGGAUGCGCCGGAGACCAGCGGGCAGUGGGAGCUGUUUACAGAGAGCAUGGGGGUUCAGAUAUACCGGCGCUUUGUGAAGGAAAGCGGACUCUAUGAAUACAAAGUAUUUGGCUCCUUGUCCACCUGCUCUCCAGACCUCUGUGCAGAUAUGUAUAUGGAUCUGGCCUACCGAAAGCAAUGGGAUAGUUAUGUUAAAGAGCUGCAUGAGAAAGACUACAGUGGCCAGAAGGCAAUUUACUGGGAAGUGAAAUAUCCCUUUCCCUUGUCUAACAGGGACUAUGUGUAUGUGCGGGAGCGCAAGGAUCUGGAGGUGAAUGGAAGGAAAAUCUGGGUGGUUUUAGCCAAAAGCUUAGCUGUUUCUCAAUGUCCAGAGAAAGCUGGGGUAAUCAGAGUGAAGGACUACAAACAGAGCCUUGCCCUGGAGAGUGAUGGCGCUAACGGCACUAAAGUCUUUAUGAACUACUUUGACAAUCCUGGUGGUAAGAUCCCACCCUGGCUCGUAAACUGGGCAGCUAAGAGUGGAGUUCCUGCCUUCCUCACAGACAUGCAGAAAGCCUGCAACAACUAUGUCAAAUACUGCAAGAACAAGAAAUGAUAUGUAGUUCAAAACACCCUUCAUCCAUCUCUGGAAACAAAAAUUGAGAUCACUUUAAAAUAAUCAGUUUCUUUGAGCUUACUAUGGAUAUGUUUAUAUUCAAUUAGGAACAACAUUACUAAUCUUAUUAGAUUUCAGAAAUUAAUAUUUGUUGGAAUAACCUUUUUGUGUCUUGGCAUGCUCUCCACCAGUCUUUCACACUGCUUUUGGGUAAUCUUAUGCAACUCCUCAUCAAAUUAAAUCAAAUGUAUUUGUAUAGAGCUUUUUACAACUGAUGUCACAAAGCAGCUUUACAGAAACAUGAUCACAGGACAAAGAAUCAGACAAAACAUUAAACAUAGAAAAUACAGAAUACAGAACCCCCAGUGGGCGCGGAGACAAAGAAAAACUCCCUCAGAGCUGCAGGAGGAGGAAGAAACCUUGGGAGGACCAAGACUCACAUAUAAGGGGGGACCAUCCUACCACUGGUCAAACGGCUUUUUAAUUAAUUUUAAUAAGUCUUUAUACAUCCACAUAGGUUUUAUUCAUUCAGGAGUAUAGCAGCACCACUAAUGAAAGCAGUUAGAGUUCAUGUAAGCUUGGAUGUAACCUGUAUUGGAGAGUAAGAUGAAUGAUGAGCUGCUGAUCUGCGGUGGGUGAUGGAGAAGAGCUGACUUCAGAAACUCAGUCUGGCCGGACAGGAGACGCCAGAGCCUGAGGGUCCAACAUCCAUCGGUAUCGGGUCAGACAGGUGGGCAUUCAGUAACUCGGAGGAAGGCAGAGAGAUGGAAUUAGUUUUGACUGGAUUUAUGUAAAACAGAGAAUAUAAGAUAUUAUCAGAGUGUGGCUAAUGACUCCGGCAGAACUGAAUAAAACAGCCUAACUAAAGGCAGAGAGCAAGAAGGUAACAUAGACACGGAGGCUCCCUGAAACACUGGCAUCCACCCACUCCACCGUCCACAAACCUGAGUGACCGUGUGCAGUGGGAGAACAACAGCACCAGCAUUCAGUUUACCAGAAUUCUCUCUGUCCAUGAACCCCUGGAUCUGCAGCCUUAUCUAAAGGGAAAAACAUUAAUUACCAAAAGCUAAACUAAACAAGUAAGUUUUCAGUCUAGACUUAAAGAUUCCCGAACAUAUUCGGGGAGAUUAUUCCAGAGUUGAGGCGCUUUAUAAGAGAAAGCUCUUCCUCCUGCAGAGCUCCUCUGAAUUUUAGGAACUACUAAUAAACCAGCACCCUGAGACCUAAGUAAUCGCGGUGGUUCAUAACAGGAGAUGAGGUCUUGUAAAUACUCAGGUGCGAGCCCGUGUAGGGCUUUAUACGUUAACACUCCUGUUGCAAAAAUUCAAGCAGUUAUGUUUGAUUGCUUGUGGUCAUUAUCUUCCUCUUAUUAAAGUUCAGAGGUUUUCAAUGGGAUUUAUUUCUUGAGGUUGUGCUGGCCAUGAGACUUGAUCUGAGUUCUGAUCUGGUGGUCCUUCAUCCACACCUUGAUUGAACUAGCUGAAAAAAAAAAACAAUUCUCGAAAUUGGGGUACAUUGCCAGAGCAGAAAGAAGCAUGUUUUCUACCAAGAUAACCUUGUUUAUGGCUUGAUUAAUGCAUCAUUUACAAAGACGAAUCUGCCCGAUUCCAGCCUUGCUAAAGCAAUCCUAGAUCCCCAUUCCUUCUCCAAGUUUCACAGUGGGUCUCCAUCAGUGCCUCUCCAGGUCUCCAUCUAUUCAUUGGAUGACUAGGUUUUGAGCAAAACUGAAAAUUGGACUCAUCAGAAAAUCUUACUUCAGUCCUCUAUGGUCCAAUCUGUAUGGUCUUUUAAGAACUUUAGCCUGGCUCUUCUUUGUAUCUACAGGAAUUGGACAAUGAAACUGAAACACAUGGUUUUGUACCACAAUAAUUUAUUGUCCAAACAGACAGUUUUGGUGGAAACAGGAGAGUUGAGGUGCACAUUGAAUUCUGCCGUGAUUUGAUCAGCCGUGGUUUUAUGUUUUUUGGAUACAAUCCGGGUUAGCACCCGAACAUCCCUUUCAGACAGCUUCCUCUUGUGUCCACAGUUAAUCCUGUUGGAUGUGGUUCGUCUUUCUUGGUGGUAUGCUGACAUUACCCUGGAUACCGUGGCUCUUGAUACAUCACAAAGACUUGCUGUCUUGGUCACAGAUGAGCCAGCAAGACGUGCACCAACAAUUUGUUCUCUUUUGAACUCAUAUGCUAUGUCACCCAUAAUGUUGUGUUGCGAUAUUUUGAGCAAAACUGUGCUCUUACUCUACUAAUUGAACCUUCACACUCUGCUUUUACUGGUGCAAUGUGCAAUUAAUGAAGAUUGGAGACCAGGCUGCUCCAAUUUAGCCAUGAAACCUCCCACACUAAAAUGACAGGUGUUUCAGUUUCAUUGUCCAACUUUCACUGUAGCUUUACAUGAUUUGAGGCCUGACCCCUGUAGAAGCCCGUAUCCAACUGUUCUUUCCAUAAACUUCAUCCCAGCUGCCAUUUGCCAUUCUUUUUGUAGGUCACUUAAUAUCACCCUGCGGGUGCUGACUGACAUUCAAACCUGAAACCUAUUGAAAACCAAUUGAAAACAAUUUAAAUGUUUGGGCCAGGACUGGCGUAUGGUCACUCAAAAGCAGUGAUGGUGGAGAGCAUGCCACAGUGUAUUAAAGCUGUGAAAAUCAGGGUUAUUCAACCAAUUAUUAAUGCAUGAACUCUAUAUGAACAUAGUAUUGUUUCUAAAUCAAUAUGACAUUGUUUGAGGUCCCAAAUCACUGCAUUUUUUUGUUUUUGAGGAUUGUUCGAAAAGAAAUGCUUUAAAUUAAAAUAUUUUCAUUUGGGAACAAAGGACAAACUCUAAAAGCACUACUAGAUUUAGAUGUGUGUUUUUUUCCAACAGGUGCUGUUUUGAAGCUGGGUCAAAGGCCCUCAAAAUACAGUGCUUCUGUAAUCCAUCCUUUUCAAGGUUGGCUGCUCAUCUCAGUUAUCUCAGUUUCUGUAGCCUGUCUGCAAGCUCCAACCACGUCUGACAUUACUGUAUCUGUAUCUCAGAAUCACGAGGAUACUCCUUCCCCCGUUCUGAUGGUUGAUGUGAACAUUACCUGAAACUGCUAACUCAGCACAAUUUCUUUAACGUGAUUGGCUAAUUUAGAUAGUUGUAUGAAUUAGAAAAGAACUGUAACAAGGAUUUUGACUGAUUGAUCUGUCUGUUAUAAGAACACUUGUUUAUGUGAACUGCUAUAUAUUGUUUUAUCUUUACAGACAUGUCUAAAGGUGCUGAUUUCCUACAGUUUACACAUGUGGAGAAUGGGAGUGGCUAAUAUGCAGGAACAGAAAGCUGAUUAAGUGAGUUGGUUAAGGAGGGUUUGCUACCGUAUUUUUAGAAAAAGUAAAGGUGCUACAAAAGGUUCUUUGAGUGAUAUUAUAAGUCGUUAGACUUUCAAAAGGUUCUUCACUCACAUGUCAUUUACAAAAAUGGUUCUUUAUGUAACCAUAUGUUCUUCUGUUGUGUUGCUCAAAGAAGCCUUAGUAGCACAAUUUAUUUUAAAGUACAUACUUAUUUGUACUAGCUAACAUUUUUAUCAGCUGGUUGCUCAACUCCAAUUAGUUAUUUCCUGGUUCAGACUUUUUGCAGUAGCUGCAUUAUCUGUAGCUUGAUAAGGCUGGUUUUAGCACAUAGCUGUUGAUCUAUUGUAUACAGAAGCUGUCUGAAAGCUGUCUUUACACUCCAUGCUGAAACUUUAAACGUCUUUUUUCUGAGGUAUUUUUAUUACAGUUCCUUGGUUUUGUGCAAAUGUCUUGAUGCAAUGCAUUUCCAUAAUCAUGUUUGCACUGAAAUUAGCCUGAAUGAAUGUGUUCACUUUAUUUUAUAUGUACUGGUAUUGUUAAAAACUUUUUCCAUUCUUCUGAAAAUAGUAUUCAGAAUAUGUUGCGAUGAAAUUGCUUGCUAUGCAAAUGAAAUGUAGUGUACAUAUGUCUAUUUGAUUCAGUAAUAGACAAGUAACUUUUUUGUGCAUGGGUGACAAUAAAUGUUAGAAUAUAUAAUGUUUUAUGCAGAACUGAAUGCAAUUAAUAGAUAAGAAUUUUUUCUUGGUUUAUGACCAUGUUUAACACACUCAUUUUUGCAUGGUUGUUGGCAAAACAACAAUCAUUAUUUAUUCUUUUUGUUCUGCUUAAUUUGGAUUUACAGAGCUUUUUGACACCUAAAUCAUCUCUUACUGAAAGACAUGAUGGGUGUCAGUUAGAUUUUUAAAUGUUGACCUUCAGUAAUGUCUCAAUGGUUUUACACUCUAGUCCUCUUUAAUGAAGCUUUUGCUUUCAGUUGUGUUGUUUGGUAUCUGACUGCUCCCUCACUGCCUCUCUGUAUAUCUGUAAUACAGCUCUUAAUCUGCUGUAAUGUGUCUUUUUUCCUGUCAUUUUUUUCUUUAUUUCUUAUUGCUCAGACAUGCCUGGGCUGCUGUUUUUCUGAUGAUCAUUUUUCAUUCCACUGUAAUAAAUAUUUAUUGCAUA